ACAGCAGAAAAGAACUGCAAGCGACAGAUUUACUAAAAAAAAAUUUUAUUAAAUUAAAUUACAAGUUUAACUACUAAUAAGAAAUAUAAUUUAUUGUAAGAAAAAGCUAUGAUUUAUACACGAAUAUAUUCUUAUAUGAUUCAAAGCAUAUGUCGAUUUUGUUAAAAUGCAAAAUAUGUGUGCAGAAAAGCUUUGAAAUAAAACAAAAAGGAAGACUUUUUUUUCUUGGGAAAAUAUUGAGGUUGCGCUCUAAUUAUUGUGAAAAGGAAAACAUUAAAAUAUAGUUAUUGAAACGAUAAACGUACCAGCAUAAGGAGAUUUACUAUUAAAAGUUAGCUUCGACGACGGCAUAAACAACAUCUACAACAGGAAAAAGAAUGUCACCGCUGAGUAUUUCAUCAUUUUCAUUUGACAUCUGGAAAAACGAUCCACCGGAUGUCCAUAUAAUGGUCUUUCUGCCCAAUGGACUAAUGAUGUUACUCCAUAUGCCUUCCACAUCCACCAUCAGAGAUAUUAAAUUGGAGGCCAUAAAAUAUUCCAAAAAUUAUCCCUUAUAUACUCUUAUAAAGGAUUCUUGCAAUUACGAAGUCAGUGGUAUAACGAAUUUUGCUAGCAUAGAACCAUUUACCGAUGAAUCGAAACGCUUAUGCGAUCUGCAGCCUUAUUUUUGCCUUAUUCGCUUAACCGAACGCAGUGAAGCCACCGCUAUUUCUAGCGAUUAUGAAUUAUCGAAAAUGGUUAGCAAUAUGAUCGGUAAAUCUUUUGAAGAAUACAGCUCGCAACGUAGUCCUGAAGAAGAUGACUUUCGUAAACGAAUGACUCUCUUAUGCGAUGAAAUUGAAUUGGAACGUUCAAAAUUCAGUUGGUCCGAAAAAUUAUUAUACGAGAAUCCCAUGCGGUUAGCGAAUACGCCCGUAAUGCCGGAAAUUAUUAAGGCACGCUUAAAAAAUUCGAAUUUUCUAAUAGUAGUCAAGCUGGAGAAUGACGAGACAUCAUUUACAAUACAAGUCAAUGAAAAUCAUACACCGAAAACUUUAAUCGAUUCGGCUCUAUCGAAAGUACGUAAAUCGCAGAUAAAAGUAAGCGAUCGUGCUUCCGAUUAUAUAUUAAAAGUGCGCGGCCGUGACGAAUAUUUGUUCGGUGAUUAUCCCUUAAUACAAUUCAUCUAUAUACAGGAAAGUUUGUCCGGUUCUGACGUACCUAAUGUUGUGCUAAAACCUAUACAUACUCUACAGUCUUAUAUAAGCUAUAAACAAGAACUGAAUGCUGCCCCCAAACGCCCACCAAAACCAGAUAGUUUGCGUUUACAAAAUCAAACUAACAACGAGUUAACGACUGCGACUCUGGCCAAACGUAAAAUAAAAAUGUCUUGGGAUAUCGAGCAACCGUUCCGUUUACGUCUGCAACGUAUCGAUAAUGUUAAUUGUGAUUUAGUGCGUGGUAUAAAAAUCGGCAUACAUAUUGGUUUAUAUCAUGGCGAACGUAGAUUAUGUGCUCAUCAUUCAACCGAUAUACCCAGUAGUAAUAAUCGUUCAUUUACGUUCGAGCAAGAUAUUGCAUUCGAUAUACAAAUGCAAAAUUUACCCCGUAUGACGCGUUUAUGUAUUGUCAUCUAUGAGGUGACAAAAACAACACGAUCGAAAAAAUCGUCAAAUACCAGUAGUAGUAGAGACGGUACAAUUUAUAAAGAUAGUAAUGUUAGUAUAAAUCCAUUGGCUUGGGUUAAUACUACAUUAUUUGAUUAUAAGCAUCAAUUGAAAAAGGGCUUAUUAAACUUGUAUACGUGGACCUAUGCCGAUGAUAUACAAUCAGAUGAGAUCUUCCAUCCGCUUGGCACAAUUGAACCGAAUCCACGUAAAGAUGAAUGUGCUGUCAUACAACUCACAUUCCAUAAUUAUGGUUAUGAUAACAUACAAUAUCCUUCAGAGGAAUUGGUAUUACUGCAUGCAUCUCAUUUGGCUAAUAAUGAAACAUUAAGUCGCAGCAACACUGAAGAUGCUUCAAUAAGUGUGAGCCAAAUGUUGUCACAGUAUUUGCGCAGCAUUAAUAAAAUCUUUGAAAUGCAUGAUCAAGACCGGAACGAUAUAUGGGCCAAAAGAUACGAUAUAAAAGAAGAAGUACCCGAAGAAUUAUCGAUACUCCUGCACUGUGUUAACUGGAACGAGCGUGAUGAAGUGGCCGAAAUGUGGUCUCUGCUAAAACAAUGGCCCACUAUUUCUGUCGAAAGAUCAUUAGAACUUUUAGAUUAUGCUUAUCCUGAUCCUGCGGUACGCAAUUUCGCUAUACGAUGUCUGCGUUUAUUAAAAGAUGAGGAACUGUUAUUGUAUUUGUUGCAACUUGUGCAAGCCAUGAAACACGAAUCAUAUCUUGAUUGCGCUCUUGUCUCCUUUGUACUUGAACGGGCUUUGCGUAAUCAACGUAUCGGCCAUUAUUUCUUCUGGCAUUUGCGUUCUGAAAUGCAAACACCGUCUAUGCAAACACGAUUUGGUUUACUGCUUGAAGCUUAUCUUAAAGGUUGCAAGCCGCACGUCCCGCUUUUACGUAAACAAUUGCAUGCCCUUGAAAAAUUGAAACAAGGUUCAAUGUUAGCUAAAAAAGGUAGUAAAGAUAAAGUACGCAAUUUAUUGCAGGAUUUUUUACACAAUCAACGCAACAGCGGUGUCUUCCAAAGCAUACAGAAUCCAUUGAAUCCUAGUUUUCGUUGCAAAGGUGUUAAACCAGAAAAAUGCAAAGUAAUGGAUUCAAAAAUGCGGCCACUUUGGAUUGUAUUCGAAAAUGCCGACCAAAAUUGUAAUGAUAUUUAUAUAAUAUUUAAAAAUGGUGAUGAUCUAAGGCAAGAUAUGUUAACUUUGCAAAUGCUAAGAGUUAUGGAUCAGUUAUGGAAAAAUGAAGGAUUGGAUUUCCGCAUGAAUAUCUACAAUUGCAUUAGUAUGGAAAGGCGUUUGGGCAUGAUUGAAGUUGUAUUAAAUGCCGAAACAAUUGCGAAUAUACAAAAAGAAAAAGGAAUGUUUUCAGCGACAUCACCAUUCAAAAAAGGCUCUCUCUAUAGUUGGCUAAAGGAAUACAAUAGAACUGAAGAAGAAAUGAAUAAAGCGAUUAAUGAGUUUACACUAUCUUGUGCAGGCUACUGUGUUGCCACCUAUGUACUGGGCGUAGCCGAUCGACAUUCGGAUAACAUUAUGGUUAAGCGGAACGGUCAGCUAUUUCAUAUUGACUUUGGACAUAUAUUGGGUCAUUUUAAAGAGAAAUUUGGCGUGCGUCGUGAACGUGUACCAUUCGUUUUGACUCAUGAUUUUGUCUAUGUUAUUAACAAAGGUCGGGGCGAUCGUAUGGCCGAAGAAUUUCGUUAUUUUCAAGAUAAAUGCGAGCAGGCAUUUUUAAUUUUACGCAAACAUGGCUGCCUUAUACUAUCAUUGUUUAGUAUGAUGAUAUCGACCGGAUUGCCAGAACUAUCAUCAGAAAAAGAUUUAAAUUAUUUAAAAGAGACUUUGGUUUUGGAAUAUACUACGGAGAAGGCUCGAGAACAUUUUCGUUCAAAAUUUAGCGAGGCUUUAGCCAAUUCCUGGAAGACAUCACUUAAUUGGGCUUCACAUAAUUUUUCGAAAAAUAAUAAACAAUAA
Glossina fuscipes is the source of this 3620-nucleotide messenger RNA. It is a transcript of the gene Pi3K92E, whose product is annotated as phosphatidylinositol 4,5-bisphosphate 3-kinase catalytic subunit delta isoform. The record is from RefSeq and is a predicted model, not a curated record. Gene Ontology annotation, cellular component: plasma membrane; cytoplasm; phosphatidylinositol 3-kinase complex. The transcript is spliced from 11 exons. Gene Ontology annotation, molecular function: 1-phosphatidylinositol-4-phosphate 3-kinase activity; 1-phosphatidylinositol-3-kinase activity. Gene Ontology annotation, biological process: phosphatidylinositol-3-phosphate biosynthetic process; phosphatidylinositol 3-kinase/protein kinase B signal transduction; cell migration. NCBI's taxonomy places the organism in Eukaryota, Metazoa, Arthropoda, Insecta, Diptera, Glossinidae. Bases 378 to 3620 code for a protein of 1080 amino acids.